Messenger RNA from Rotaria sp. Silwood1, 1104 nucleotides. The record is from the annotation of a GenBank genome assembly. NCBI's taxonomy places the organism in Eukaryota, Metazoa, Rotifera, Eurotatoria, Philodinida, Philodinidae.
AUGGAUCCAAUUACAUCGUCUUAUUCACUUAUACCAACAAAUGAACUUGAUGGAAAUAGCAAUAUUGCUGAACUUUGGCCAUCAAAUAAUGGAUCUUAUAUACAACAAAUAGCUAACCAUAAUAAUAAUCCUAAUAAUAAUAUACAACAAAUAUCACCAAAUAAUCCAACAUUAGUACCACCACCUAGUCUUGCUUAUGCACGUCGUUAUGCAGCAUCAAAACCACCUUAUUCUUAUAUUUCAUUAAUUACACAUGCUAUUAAUGGUUCACCUGAUGGUAUGUGUACAUUAUCACAAAUAUAUCAAUAUAUACAAGAUCGUUAUGCAUAUUAUCGACAAAAUCAACAACGUUGGCAAAAUUCUAUUCGUCAUUCAUUAUCAUUUAAUGAUUGUUUUGUUAAAGUUCCACGUAGUACUGAUCGUCCGGGUAAAGGUUCAUUUUGGGCAUUACAUCCUGAUAGUGGAAAUAUGUUUGAAAAUGGUUGUUAUUUACGACGACAAAAACGUUUUAAAAUAAAAGAUAAAAUAAAAGAUCCAAAUAAAUCUAAAAUAACAAAUAAAGAUAAAAUAAUAAAUUCAAAUUUAAAUAAAUCCCAUUCAUCAUCAUCACCAUCAUUAUCAGAUAAUACAAUAGGACGAAUGGAUUCACCAGGUUCAUCACCAAGACAAGCAACUGUAUCUGAAACAUUAGCUUUACCAUUAUCACAACAAUACUAUCAUCAUUAUUCACAAGUUCCAACACAAACAACAUAUUCAACUGAAUCAAUACCUUUAAUUAAAACUGAAUAUCAUCAUAAUCCAACAUCAUCAUCAUCAUCAUCAUCAGCUAUUUAUACACAUCAAACAUAUGAUCCAAAUAAUAAUGGUUUACAAUAUUUAACUCCUGAACAUAAUCAACAAUAUUUUCAUACAAUUGAUCAAACAUCAUCAACAUUUUUACAUCAAUUAGCACCACCAGGUACAUUUCGUAUUGAUAAUCUUAUUAAUGGUCAACAAGACUUUAAAUCAUUCUAUUCAACAAUGGUUGGUCAUGAAACAACAAGUAAUUUUUUGGAUACAACAAAUACUAAUUAUUAUUAUAAUAAUACAAAUUCUUCAUCUUAA